Cryptosporidium muris RN66 is the source of this 1011-nucleotide messenger RNA. RefSeq lists its product as uncharacterized. Bases 1 to 1011 code for a protein of 336 amino acids. The transcript has a single exon. NCBI's taxonomy places the organism in Eukaryota, Apicomplexa, Conoidasida, Eucoccidiorida, Cryptosporidiidae. The record is from RefSeq and is a predicted model, not a curated record. Gene Ontology annotation, molecular function: hydrolase activity.
AUGGUAGAUAUUAAAUAUUCAUUGAUUAAUCUAAAUCAUUUCUGGUUUUCACUGUUAAUAUUAAUAAUAUACGUCCAAAAUUAUCAAUGUUUCAAAAUUUCGAAGAAUAUAUAUAAAGAUAUCGCAGUAGAGGAUUACAACUACUUAAAGGAGAGAUGUAAUAUUAACCCUGAAGGACUUAGUAUAUUAGGUCAUUUUAAAUCUACAAAAAAUCCGAAAUAUACCAUAUUGUUUCUGCAUGCAUAUGCCAAUCCUAGAUCUUUAUUGGUCAGAUUAUCUAAAAAAUUUUUUGUACGAAUGGGAAGACACAUAAAUCAUUAUGAUUUGGAUUUUAGUAAUGAUAUGCAAUUUAUAGCUAUAGAUUGGCUUCCUUUAUUUUCAUCUAUUUAUAAUAAGCUGGGAAAUAAUGUUAUGAAUACUUUGAUAUCAGGAAAUGCUCCUAUUAAUUUAUAUUUAAAAAUAAUUAUUUCAGUUGCAGCAUUUAUUAAUAAUUUAUAUAGACGUGGUAUUAUUAAUUCUUUAGAAUUAACGGGUAUCUAUGGUAACUGUGUAGGUGGCAUCAUAGCACUUGGAGUAACUUUUUCUAUAAUGAAACCUCUUGCAGUAACAGUGGUGAAUGGAGCAACAUUGUUUUUGCCAAAUAUCUUGUUUACUAGAUUAUCUAGGAAAUCGAAUACAUCUACACGUAUUUUGCUAAUUCAUGGCCAAGAUGAUAAGGUAAUCACUCCAAUUUAUGCUGAGAAUACGUAUUAUACACUAUUAAACUGGAAUGUAAAUGUUGAAAUCUUAAAAGUAGAAGGAGAUCAUAUAUCAGUUAUGAUUAAACACUUAUAUACUGGAUUUAGGUAUAUUGCAUCUGUUUUACUAGACCGACCUGAAAUAUAUCGUCCAGAUGAUACUUAUAACGAAGAAUUAAUGAAACUGACAAAGCAAUCAAUUAAAAGGGAAGAUAUUACAUUAAUUGUACCUCCUAAGAAAUUAGAUGGAGAUACUUUCAAUAUAAGAAAUUAA